This is a messenger RNA of Mandrillus leucophaeus (drill), 2179 nucleotides long. It is a transcript of the gene PHF7, whose product is annotated as PHD finger protein 7. The record is from RefSeq and is a predicted model, not a curated record. NCBI's taxonomy places the organism in Eukaryota, Metazoa, Chordata, Mammalia, Primates, Cercopithecidae. The transcript has 11 exons. The coding region runs from base 716 to 1861 and encodes 381 amino acids. Gene Ontology annotation, cellular component: nucleus.
GUAGGCGUUGCCGCGGUUCCCGAGGGUCACAGUCCGCGUGACCCGCCCCCGUUUGCAAUCUCGCCGUCUUCGCCGGCGCAGUCACCGCGCAGGGCGGCCGCCCGGAGGUAGCUACCACGGCCUGUGUCAACGACUAAAGCUCCGGUACAGCGGCGCCCUCAGAGACAGCUGGGAGGGUGGCUCUGGCCGGGAGCGGCGGCCGGUGAGCUACCGCGAGGAGGAGCGGCGGAGGCGACCUCGGCCCGGCCCUGCACUAGCCGUCCGGCAGGCACGACAUGAGCCUGGUCUGGCAUCCGCGGGAUGCUCCUUGAGCCCCUUCUCCGGCUGUGAACCUCGGGAACGGUUUCGUGAUCACACCGACACGUAUUUUACAAAUAAAUCAUUCUUGCCGCGGCGAGUCGAACGCGUUUAUUUAUUUUUGAUUUUCUCAACAAGCAUUUACCCAGCACCUGUCCAGUGAAACAACUUGAUAAGCGUUUCGAGGAGCGUCCGCCGGUUUAGGAGGCCACUGCCUGGCAGCUCGUGGAAGCCGUAUUUGCAACGCCCCCCUUCAGAUGAUCGUAACGUCUUGUAACUAGCAGUGUGUGCACAGAAUCCUACUCAAGGAACGUCUUGGCCCAGCGAUGCAAAGAACUGAAGUUUCAAGCUGGAAGAGCCUGUGUUGUCCUCAAAAUAAUAUAGAAGAAUUCAAGAUAGGAGAAAGAGACAGCAGCGAAUGAAGACUCUAAAAGAAAAGAAGGAACGCCAAAGAUUGAGGAAAUCUGCCAAGACUAGGAGGGUAACCCAGAGGAAACCGUCUUCAGGGCCUGUUUGCUGGCUAUGCCUUCAAGAAGCUGGGGAUCCCGAAAAAUUAGGGGAAUUUCUUCAGAAAGACAAUAUCAGCGUGCAUUAUUUCUGUCUUAUCUUAUCUAGUAAGCUGCCUCAGAGGGGCCAGUCCAACAGAGGUUUCCAUGGAUUCCUGCCUGAAGAUAUCAAAAAGGAGGCAGCUCGGGCUUCUAGGAAGAUCUGCUUUGUGUGCAAGAAAAAGGGAGCUGCUAUCAACUGCCAGAAGGAUCAGUGUAUCAGAAACUUCCAUCUGCCUUGUGGCCAAGAAAAGGGUUGCCUUUCACAAUUUUUUGGAGAGUACAAAUCAUUUUGUGACAAACAUCGCCCAGCACAGAACAUCCAACAUGGGAAUAUGGGAGAGGAAAGCUGCAUCUUGUGUUGUGAAGACUUAUCCCAACAGAGUGUUGAGAACAUCCAGAGCCCAUGUUGUAGUCAAGCCAUCUACCACCGCAAGUGCAUACAGAAAUAUGCCCACACAUCAGCAAAGCAUUUCUUCAAAUGUCCACAGUGUAACAAUCGAAAAGAAUUUCCUCAAGAAAUGCUGAGAAUGGGAAUUCAUAUUCCAGACAGAGAUGCUGCCUGGGAACUCGAGCCAGGGGCUUUCUCAGACUUAUAUCAGCGCUAUCAGCACUGUGAUGCCCCCAUCUGUCUGUAUGAACAAGGCAGAGACAGCUUUGAGGAUGAAGGGAGGUGGUGCCUCAUUCUGUGCGAUACAUGCGGAUCCCACGGAACCCACAGGGACUGCUCCUCUCUUAGAUCCAACAGUAAGAAAUGGGAGUGUGAGGAGUGUUCACCUGCUGCAGCCACAGACUACAUACCUGAAAACUCAGGGGACAUCCCUUGCUGCAGCAGUACCUUCCACCCUGAGGAGCAUUUCUGCAGAGACAACACCCUGGAAGAGAAUCCGGGCCUUUCUUGGACAGAUUGGCCAGAACCUUCCUUAUUAGAAAAGCCAGAGUCCUCUCGUGGCAGGAGGAGCCACUCCUGGAGGUCCAAGGGUGUCAGAAUCACUAACAGCUGCAAAAAAUCCAAGUAACACCUUCUGAGUAGCUGCUGUCCCGCACAAUAGGGUAUGAAGCUGUGCUCCUCCAUCGGGUUUGGGGAGGGAACACUCUGGGACUGUGAGACAAGGAAGCAGGACCAGCAGUGAGUCUAUGAGCCAAGCAAAGAGAAGUCUCAGGGGAGCAUGAGGAGGGAGCAGCCCAGAUGCCAACAAGGAAAUGAGUUUAUGGCUACAAGAGUGCCUCUGCUUUCUCCUCCUCUCCUCCCACCAAGAUUCUUCCACCUUAAUCUGGUUUUCACAUGCCUCUUCUUCACCCAUGUUUGUUGUUUUGCAAUAAAGGUGUUCUCUCCA